ACCGAGCACAGGCUACCUACACCGCGCAGCAGCAGCAGUAAGCCAAGAACACGACCAUGCCGCUGUACUCGCGCACCGCGAAGCGCGUCGAGAGGAAGCAGCGUGCCGACUGGGCCGAGGCGGAAAGGACAGCGCGGCUCGAGGCGGGACUGUCGAGCGGGGCUGAGGAGGAGGACGGGGACAGCGAGGACGACGACGAGAGCGAGGAUGAGGACGAGCACAUGCUCAGCGACGAGGAUGACUUGUCUUCUGACAGCGACGACGAUGACGACGAGGAUGAGAACGACGAGGACGACGACGAAGGCAGCGAUGAGGAUGGAGCCAGCGGCAAGCGGAAGCGCGGCGCCGAGGACGAGGACGACGAUGAGGAAGAUGAGGAAGACGACGAAGAAGAGCUCGACAUCACCGACGUCCUCCCCGCCAUAACAGAAGUCGCCAGCGACCCGCUGUACCCGACCUCGCUGCCCGAGCUCUUCCCGCAGGCGUGCGUCCUCUGCCCCGACAAGGCGCUCAAGCACGAGAUGAUGGCCGCGAGCCACCUCGCGUCGGCAUCGCACGAGCGCGCGCUGAAGCGGUGGAACGCGCGUCUCGCCGCUGCCCCGGUCGACGACGACGCCGACCCGCGCGAGGUGGUCGAGGAGAUCUUGGCCCAGCUCGUUGGCGCCGCCGAGGUCGCGCAGGGCAAGGGCGCGAAGCGGGCUGCGAAGAAGGCUAAGCGGGCGGCGAAGAAGGCUGCCGCUGAGGAGGGGGAGAAGGAGGGCGACGACGAGGACGAGGGCGAGGAGAAGGCCGACGCCGCCACCCCCGCCGCUACCCCCGCCCAGCCCAAGCUCAACCGCCGCGAAAGGCGCGCCGCGGAGCGCGCAGCAGCCGGUAAGGGCGCGUCAGGCCCCCUCGCACCCAAGCAGGCGCCCGGCAAGGCCAGCGCUGCUGCUGUUCGCCGCGCCGCCCAGCGUAACAAGGCGCAGGCGCGCCGCGCCGACGCCGAGCCCGAGGGCGGCAACCGCGCUGAGCGACGCGCGGCGGCACGCGACGAGGCCUCCAAGCCCACAAAGCCCGCCAAGCGCGCAAAGAACUAG
Molecule: messenger RNA, 1079 nt
Organism: Vanrija pseudolonga
Lineage: Eukaryota; Fungi; Basidiomycota; Tremellomycetes; Trichosporonales; Trichosporonaceae
Exons: 3
Coding region: 57-1079 (340 amino acids)
Source: RefSeq, a predicted model, not a curated record